AUGUCUGCUUCACUUAAAAUGUCAAAAUAUGAUAAAUGGGUAAAGCAAUUUGUUGAAAAUGUUGAUGUUUUAUCACAUGAAUUUUGCGAUAUGAACUAUGAUGAAAAUCAUGGUAAUAGUCAAUCUAAAGCAUCUUUGGCUGAUAUAACUAAAUGUUUUGAUAAUUCAGAUUUUACUGAUACAAUUGUAAAAUUAUACGAUCAUUUUGCUGAAAGGUCAAAGAUUGAUGGUGGGAAAGAUUUUUGUAAUUUUCUUAAACGAUUUAUUUAUGCUUUGGAUCAUGUUGAAAACAAUGAUGAAUAUGCAUUUAUAAUGGCAAAGCAUAUGCUGAAUAGUUUACAUUCUUUUAAACUUGAACAUGUUUCAAUUAGAAUAUUGAUGGGAUUAAUUCAGAAUAUUAUUUUUUUUAUUAGUAGUUCAAAUCUUCUUGAAUUAGCUGGUCUGAUAAAUUCAAAAAUAAAUGAAUCUAAAGUUGGAAAUGAAUUACCGGAACAUUUUUUAAUUGGUUCAACAUUAAUUUUACGGAGAAUUUGCAUGUUUAACGAAUUAUCGGAUAAGGGUAUGGAUGGACAGUCAGGAGUUGAAUUUAUUCAGCUAUUUUUCUUUAGUAUUUUAGAAGAUACUAAUUCUUCAGGAUCUUGUGAUGCAUUCCGUUUAACAUCCUACUUUAAUGUUCCAGAUAUUUAUAGAUUAUACAUUGAAAAUGUUUUUUCAAAUUCUUUUGAGUCUUUUACAACUUCUGAACGCGCUAAUUUUCUUAAAAAAUGCUUUAACUUUUUACAAGACAUGGAUGACAAAGACGUACAUAUGUUGUUUGAGAAGUACUUUCAAUGUUGGAAACAAUUAUCUUCUAUUGAGUUAAUAGAAGCUAAGCCUAUGUUUGUUGAAUUUUAUGAACUCAUUUCUAAAGAUGAAUUAAUUGUAUGUAGAUUACUUUCAAUAUUAAAAUCUUCAAUGACAUCUGUUAUGAAUUCUUCUUUUGGAUUCAUUGUUGCUAUAAUUUUAUGUUCAUCAAAGAUUCUCACUGAAAAGGCUGUAAAAGAUGUUGUCGAUAUUUUUAUACGUCUUUGGAAAAGUUCUUUUGAAUUAGAUAAUAAUGCUUGGUUAAUCCAUGUUAUUGGAACUUCUCCAGUUUCUACAUGGAAGGAAAAAUUUAGUGUUUUAUUUGAAGUUUUUGAUUUAGAUGAAGAAUAUAAAUCUAUGUUUAUGCCUGGAAUAGAAGAUUUAUGUUUAUCUUUAAUUUCAUACAAGACAAAAGAAAGUAAUAAUGAUGUGAAGAAAAAUGUUAUUUGUGGAGAAGAUUCUAUAGCAUUUCUUGGAAAAUGGAUUUUUUUGAAGAUAAUAACUAUGGAUGAAAUGACAUUUUGCAAAUGCAUUGAAUGCCUUUUCAAAUUAAUAAAGAAUUCAAUUUGUAAUGGCAGUGCAUGUAUUUUCUUUAUUGAUAUUUUAAUUAAUGUUGUUAAAAGAGAUAAAGAAAAACUAAGCGAAUGUUGGAAAUUAAUAUCUAAUUUUAUUGAAAAUAUUUUUAAAGCCCCAGAUGGUGAUUUAUGUUGUACAGUUAUUCGUGCAUUACUUCCAAUAAUAAUGGAACAUGUAGAAUUGCGAAAGAUUGUACUUGAGGAAGUUAAAAGUUGUAUGAGGCAAACAACAACUCACGAUAAAGUUAUUCCUCUUCUUUUUUAUUUAUUACGUGCCGUGACAGAACAAGCGGAUGUAGUUGAAAUGAAUAAUUAUUCACAAUCAUUUGCUACUUAUGCUACACUUUCUGCAAAAAAUGGUUACAAAAAAUCUCCAGAUGAAGUUAUAGCUCUUGAUAUUUAUGCAAUUAUAAAAAAAAGUUUACUUAAAGGAGCUACAACUAAGUCAAUUUUGUACAAAAAUUUGAUUGACAAUUGUGUUAAAAAUAGCAAUAUUAUUCCUCAUUCACUUCAUUUGUUGUUGGAAGAAAUGUAUAAUAUUAAUGACGUGUCAAUGGAUGAAAUUGUUACAUCUGAUAAUGGCAUCAUAAUCAUUAACAAACCAUUACCACAAUUGAUAGCUGCAAUAACUAGAAUAAUUAGACUUUCUGUUCUUCGGGAUAUCAAUAAUAGUGUUGUGGAAAGUAAUGCAUUUAAACUUGAAGAAAAAGUUGAGUUAAUAUUAAAUCAAGUAAAAGAAAAAUCUUUAGAUGAUUUUCAAAUUUCUAGUGAUUUUUGUAUGUCUAUAAAUAAUAUUGAAGGAGCGAAAAAUAUUGUUUAUGCAAAAUUGAUGCUUCAGAUGUAUAAUAUUUCUCUAGAAUAUAUGUGGAGUUUUGGUGAUAUAAUAAACAAGAAACAAUCUUGUGAAUCAUUUAUUAAUUUAUUAACGAAUCGUGAGAAAUUACAAAAUAUUCUUUCAACUGUAAAAAAAAAUAAUGUAAAAAUUAAGGGACAUAAUUUAACAAGUUGUUUUGAUAAAUUAAGUCCAGUUGAGUUAGAUGAUAAAAUUUUGUCAUCUAUGUUAAAUACAGUUGUUUCACUUGAAGAAGAAGGAAACAAUGAAAAAGUUUUAACAGAAGAAAAUCGUAUUGUAUUAACUAAAUUUGUUGUUCAAUGUUUCCAUGAAAAAAUUAUAAAUAUAGAUGCCUUUAACGUUCAUGGAACUCUUAGUAUGAAAAUGUUAUCAAGUAUUGCUACAAACCUUUAUCACAUAUUUUACGUAAAAAAAGGUUCAUUUUUUUCAUUAAUUCCUUUUAAUGAUAAUAUAAGAACUCUUGCAUUAGAAACUUUUAUCCACAUUCUAAUAUAUAUAACAAAAAAGUAUGAAGCCAAUUCAGAAUCUACAUUAGCUAUUAUUUUUAAAGAAAUUCUAGCAUUCCAUGAUAGUAAUGGUGACACUCAAAUAAAACCAAUAUCUGAGGAUAAAUAUAUUAAUACCAUAGGAACUUACUAUUGCUUCUUUGUAUUUUCUGGUAUAGCAUCUACAAUUUCUGCAGAGGAAGAAUUUUUAAGUAACCCCAAAGAAAUCUUAAGAAGAGGUGAAGCAUUUCUUAAACUUUUUAAUCACAUUGUUGAUAUCAUACCAAAUUCAUAUUGUUCUGUUAAAAAACGAUUUCUUCUUGAUGCUUGUAAAUUAACUAUGAAGAUUUAUUCAAAAAAGAAUUUAACACAAAUAACUGACAUUGCAAAUGAACUCUGGAAACUUGUUUUUAAACUUGUGUUUUCCUCACAAAUAUACAGUAACGGUAGUAUUAAUAAAAUGUUAUCAACAGUUAUUGAUUCCAUCACUAUUAUACUUGCAUCAACAGGAACGGAUGAUGAAAAAUACCUUAAAAGAACAUUAAAAUCUAUAACUUACGAAAAUGUAAAUGACAUUUUUAAUAUGCAUGUUAAAAUCAUUCAAAAGAUGAUUCAUAAUGUAGAAACUUCUGUUCAUAUAUAUUCCCAUUUAUAUCUUGACUUUACUGAUCAGUUUCUUACUUUACUUUUUAAUGAUUGUGACAUGAUUAUGAAAUAUGUUUGUGACAUUGUUGAAACUAGUAUUGACUAUGAUUGUAAUAAAAAUGUUGUUGCUGAGAUGCUUACGAAUUUAUAUAAGGCAUUAACAUCAAUAUUAAAUCAAUUUAUGUCUAAAUGUAAUCAGAAAAAAGAAAUGUUAGAAUGGAACUGCCUUGAAUCAUUAUCAUCAUUAAUUAAUGGUAACAUUUAUAAUAUAUAUAAAAUGAGUAAAGAAGGAUUUUUCAAUGAGACUAAUGAUUUUGAUAAUGAGGAAAAAACAAAUAGUACAAUGAAGAAAUUAAAAGCUGAAUAUAAAAAAAAUGAUACAAUUCUUCAUAAUUAUAAUUUAGCAAUUAAGUAUUUUGAAAUCGUCAUUCAAAGUACAUAUAAACGAGAAAUGAAGUGUGAAAAAUUUUUUUCAAUUUUUUAA
This is a messenger RNA of Strongyloides ratti, 3885 nucleotides long. RefSeq lists its product as hypothetical. The transcript has 3 exons. The record is from RefSeq and is a predicted model, not a curated record. Lineage: Eukaryota; Metazoa; Nematoda; Chromadorea; Rhabditida; Strongyloididae. Bases 1 to 3885 code for a protein of 1294 amino acids.